This is a messenger RNA of Macaca mulatta (Rhesus monkey), 3304 nucleotides long. The record is from RefSeq and is a predicted model, not a curated record. Lineage: Eukaryota; Metazoa; Chordata; Mammalia; Primates; Cercopithecidae.
GUUUCCUUACCCCCGUCCCCCGCAACCUUAUCCCGCCCCUGGGGGUUCGUGCGCAUUUUUCAGGAACUUUCUUUCCGGCUUGAGAAGCCGCCACUCCCAAGAUGGAGGUACGUUGCGCCGCCAUUAAGAGCUAGCCCUCAGAACCAUCCUAAGGCUUCACAGUCCUGCCCAAGAUGGCCGUCUCGGCUUUGGCACCGCCCCUACUCCUGACUCUCCCAACAUGGCUACCCUGACUCCCCGUUCGCGGUGCGGGACAUACGACCGGAAGUGACGGGUCCAGACAGUUCCGCUUUCUUUCUGCAGCAGGAACCGUGGCUGCCGGUCAAGAGGGGCGCGGUGGAUACUGACCUUUGCUCCGGCCCCGUCGUGAAGACACAGCGCGUCUUCCCGCUGUCAGCUUCCUCCCACAGAACCCGUUUCGGGCCUCAGAGCCUCUGGCGAGAUGCUGCUGCCGCUCCUUCUGCUGCUACCCAUGUGCUGGGCCGUGGAGGUCAAGAGGCCCCGGGGCGUCUCCCUCACCAAUCAUCACUUCUAUGAUGAGUCCAAGCCUUUCACCUGCCUGGACGGUUCGGCCACCAUCCCAUUCGAUCAGGUCAACGAUGACUAUUGCGACUGCAAAGAUGGCUCUGACGAGCCAGGCACGGCUGCCUGUCCUAACGGCAGCUUCCACUGCACCAACACUGGCUAUAAGCCCCUGUAUAUCCCCUCCAACCGGGUCAACGAUGGUGUUUGUGACUGCUGCGAUGGAACAGACGAGUACAACAGCGGCAUCGUCUGUGAGAACACCUGCAAAGAGAAGGGCCGUAAGGAGAGGGAGUCCCUUCAGCAGAUGGCCGAGGUCACCCGCGAGGGGUUCCGCCUGAAGAAGAUCCUUAUUGAGGACUGGAAGAAGGCGCGGGAGGAGAAGCAGAAAAAGCUCACUGAGCUCCAGGCUGGGAAGAAGUCUCUGGAGGACCAGGUGGAGAUGCUGCGGACAGUGAAGGAAGAAGCCGAGAAGCCAGAGAAAGAGGCCAAAGAACAGCACCAGAAGCUGUGGGAAGAGCAGCUGGCUGCCGCCAAGGUCCAACGGGAGCAGGAGCUGGCGGCUGAUGCCUUCCAGGAGCUGGAUGACGACAUGGACGGGACGGUCUCAGUGACCGAGCUGCAGACUCAUCCAGAGCUCGACACAGAUGGGGACGGGGCGUUGUCGGAAGCAGAAGCUCAGGCCCUCCUCAGUGGGGACACACAGACAGACGCCACCUCUUUCUUCGACCGCGUCUGGGCCGCCAUCAGGGACAAGUACCGGUCCGAGGCACUGCCCACUGACCUUCCAGCACCUUCUGCCCCUGACUUGACGGAGCCCAAGGAGGAGCAGCCACCAGUGCCCUCGCCACCCACAGAAGAGGAGGAGGAGGAGGAGGAAGAAGAGGAGGCUGAAGAAGAAGAGGAGGAGGAGGAGGAUUCCGAGGAGGCCCUGCUGCCACUGGCACCCCCGCAGCCGGCCAGCCCUGCCGAGGAAGACAAGAUGCCGCCGUACGACGAGCAGACACAGGCCUUCAUCGAUGCUGCCCAGGAGGCCCGCAACAAGUUCGAGGAGGCCGAGCGGUCGCUGAAGGACGUGGAGGAGUCCAUCAGGAACCUGGAGCAAGAGAUUUCUUUUGACUUUGGCCCCAACGGGGAGUUUGCCUACCUGUACAGCCAGUGCUACGAGCUCACCACCAACGAGUAUGUCUACCGCCUCUGCCCCUUCAAGCUUGUCUCGCAGAAACCCAAACUUGGGGGCUCUCCCACCAGCCUCGGCACCUGGGGCUCCUGGGCUGGCCCCGAGCACGACAGGUUCAGUGCCAUGAAGUAUGAGCAAGGCACGGGCUGCUGGCAGGGCCCCAACCGCUCCACCACCGUGCGCCUCCUAUGCGGGAAAGAGACCAUGGUGACCAGCACCACGGAGCCCAGUCGCUGUGAGUACCUCAUGGAGCUGAUGACGCCGGCCGCCUGCCUGGAGCCACCGCCUGAAGCACCCACCGAAGACGACCAUGACGAGCUCUAGCUGGAUGGGCGCAGAGGUGGGCGGGGAGGUGGAGUCUCAGCCUGCCCCAGCAAGGGGAGGCGGCGGGCCCUGAGGAAGUUGGACCCACAUGGUCACUCUAUCAACCUGUGUGCCCGUGUCCCGUGCUUUUUUUUUUUUUUUUUUUUGAGGUGGAGUCUCACUCUUUUGCCCUGGCUGGAGUGCAGUGACGCAAUCUCAGCUCCCUGCAACCUCCACCUCCCGGGUUCAAAAAAUUCUCCUGUCUCAGCCUUCUAAGUAGUUGGGACUACAGGCAUGCACCACCACGCCUGGUUAAUUUUUGUAUUUUUAGUAGACAGGGUUUCAUCAUGUUAGCCAGGAUGGUCUCGAACUCCUGACCUCAGAUGAUCCACCUGCCUCGGCCUCCCAAAAUGCUGGGGUUAUAGGUAUGAACCACCGUGUCCGGCCAUCCCCUGCUUUUUAAAAGAAGGUUUUGUUUUGUUUUGUUUUGUUUUUUUACUUUUGAAAACAAAUAGGCCAGGCGUGGUGGCUCACAUCUCUAAUCCCAGCACUUUGGGAGGCUGAGGCGGGCGGAUCACUUGAGGUCAGGAGUUUGAGACCAGCCUGACCAACAUGGUGAAACCCCGUCUCUACUAAAAAUACAAAAAAAUUCGCUGGGUGUGGUGGUAGGUGCCUGUAGUCCCAGCUGCUCGAGAAGCUGAAGCACAAGAAUCACUUGAAUCUGGGAGGUGGAGGUUGGAGGUGGAGCCAAGAUCAUGCUAGUGCACUCUUCAGCCUGGGUUACAGAGUGAGACUCUUUAAAAAAAAAAAAAAAAAAAAAAAAAAAGGAGAAAAUGGACAAAGUCUCCAGGCUGGUCAACUCCUGGCUUCAAGUGAUCUUCCCACCUCAGCCUCCCAAGCAGCCGGGCCCACAGGCAAACACCACUGUGCCCGGCUGUCCCCAGCUUUCUAAUCUGGUCUUUCUCCUGCCCCAGAACCUCAAGAAGGCAUGAAGCCAGCCCCUGCAGUGCCGUCCACCCGCCCCGUGUCCGGGGCUGCCUGUGGCUCUGUUGCCCUCCUCUGUGGGGGCAGGACUUUGUGGGGCUUCGUGCCCUGUCCUGGGGCCCAAGCAAUGCUGGUCCACAUUCCCAGGCCCCAGCGGCCUCCAAAGAUGGGUAAAGGAGCUUGCCCUCCCUGGGCCCCCCACCUUGGUGACUCACCCCACCACCCCUAGCCCUGUCCCUGCCACUCCUCCUGGUGGGGACCAGUGAAUGACUUGACCUGUGACCUCAAUACAAUAAAUGUGACCCCCCACCCAAA